CUGGCGGUUGAGUGUCUGCAGAAACACGGUGCGAUUGCUCAAGCUUAGUGCAAGCUGUGCCACGGACAACAGUCGCAUCCCCCAGCUGCUCCACCACAUUUUCAAAAGAGUGACUGAAAAUGGCCCAGACUCCGCUUCUCCAGCUACCCGAGUUCCGCAACGUUUCCACCGGUACACUGGUGGUGAAGGAGCCGCUGUGCUUCUGGAAUGGCAGCAGAGUCAAGCCCAAGGGUGGGAAGAGUACCGAGCCCGUGUACGAACCAGCAACUGGCCGUCAGCUGUGUGAGCUGGUGACCUGUGGAGAGGAGGACGUUGACCAGGCCAUCAAGAGUGCCCAUGCUGCCUACCUGAAAUGGAGCAAGCUGGCGGGCAUGGAGAGGGCCCGCAUCAUGCUGGACGCAGCUCGCCUCAUCAGAGAGCGCAGAACUGAAAUUGCCAGGGUGGAGGUGGUGAACAAUGGCAAGUCAAUCACAGAGGCAGAAGUGGAUAUAGACAUCGCCUGGCAAUGCAUAGAGUACUACGCUGGCAUUGCCCCUACCCUGGCAGGCCAGCAUAUCCAGCUACCCGGCGGUUCGUUUGCCUAUACCCGCCGCGAGCCCCUGGGGGUGUGUGCUGGUAUCGGGGCCUUCAACUACCCCUUCCAGAUCGCGGCAUGGAAGUCUGCCCCCGCACUGGCAUGCGGCAAUGCCAUGGUGUUCAAGCCGUCCCCCUUCACCCCGGUGACCGCGGUGAUCCUGGCGGAGAUCUACAAGGAGGCGGGGGCUCCUGACGGCCUCUUCAAUGUGGUGCAGGGCGGCGCGGAGACGGGGACCUUCAUGUGCCACCACCCCACGGUGGCCAAGGUGUCCUUCACCGGCAGUGUCCCCACCGGCAAGAAGGUGAUGGAGAUGGCCUCUAAAGGGGUGAAGCAGGUGACCCUGGAGCUGGGUGGCAAGUCCCCUCUCAUCAUCUUCAAGGACUGUGACCUGGAGAACGCCGUGAGAGGAGCACUCAUGGCCAACUUCCUCACACAGGGACAGGUGUGCUGCAAUGGUACUCGUGUGUACGUGCAGCGGGAGAUCAUGCCCCAGUUCCUGGAGGAGGUGGUGAAGAGGACCAAGGCCAUCCCCGUGGGGGACCCCCAGCUGCAAGACACCCGCAUGGGGGCCCUCAUCACCAGACCCCAGCUGGACAAGGUGCUCGCCUUCGUCAGCGAGGCCAAGAACCAGGGUGCCAAGGUGCUGUGUGGUGGGGAGCCGUUUGUCCCCAGCGAUCCCAAACUGAAGGGCGGUUACUUCAUGUCGCCCUGUGUGCUUGACAACUGCAGUGAUGACAUGAGGUGUGUGAAGGAGGAGAUCUUUGGUCCUGUGAUGUCCGUGCUGCCCUUUGACAACGAGGAGGAGGUGAUGCAGAGAGCCAACAACACCAGCUACGGCCUGGCCUCUGGAGUAUUCACCAGAGAUGUGGUGCGUGCCCACCGCGUGGCAGAGAACCUGCAGGCUGGCACCUGCUUCAUCAACAACUACAACGUCAGCCCAACUGAGGUGCCCUUUGGCGGGUACAAGAUGUCAGGAUUUGGAAGGGAGAAUGGCCAAGUGACCAUAGAGUACUACUCCCAGCUGAAGACAGUGGUUGUCGAGAUGGGGAAUGUGGACAGCCUCUUUUAAUUGUUUGAGCCCAAAACUCUAAAAACCCUCAGCUGUUCCUUAGAAAUGUGACUUAGACAUUCAUGCUGUGGAGAAAAAAAAAGCCUUUCCCCCCCCCAAGGUGCGUAACAUUUUUAUACACUUAUUGCAGCUUUAAGAUGCUGCAUUUUUCUGGGCUGUACUGGUAACAGUGUGUGGUGGACCCAUUCAGAUUUAAAGUGUGCCUUAUAAUGAUCUCUUCAGCAGGACCAGAGGCUGAAACUUCACAGCAUUUUUUUUGUUUUGUAUUUUGGUUUUUUUUUAUUUUGUUUUUAAAAAAAAGAGUCCAUUAUAUCUUCAUAAAUGUGCCAACACAAUUAGUAAAAAAAAAAUUGCACUCUGAAACAAACAUGUAUAAAAUUAUUUCAAAAUAAAAAAAUGUUUGAAAAACUCCAAGUUUUAUUCAUUUGCUG
Engraulis encrasicolus (European anchovy) is the source of this 2077-nucleotide messenger RNA. Its product is annotated as 4-trimethylaminobutyraldehyde dehydrogenase A. Lineage: Eukaryota; Metazoa; Chordata; Actinopteri; Clupeiformes; Engraulidae. The coding region runs from base 120 to 1646 and encodes 508 amino acids. The transcript is spliced from 12 exons. Gene Ontology annotation, molecular function: 4-trimethylammoniobutyraldehyde dehydrogenase (NAD+) activity; aminobutyraldehyde dehydrogenase (NAD+) activity. The record is from RefSeq and is a predicted model, not a curated record.